This is a messenger RNA of Saxophila tyrrhenica, 1869 nucleotides long. RefSeq lists its product as uncharacterized. The coding region runs from base 1 to 1869 and encodes 622 amino acids. Gene Ontology annotation, cellular component: membrane. Gene Ontology annotation, molecular function: ATP binding; ATP hydrolysis activity; ABC-type transporter activity. Lineage: Eukaryota; Fungi; Ascomycota; Dothideomycetes; Mycosphaerellales; Extremaceae. The record is from RefSeq and is a predicted model, not a curated record. The transcript has 3 exons.
AUGUCGGACGUGGAAGCGGACGCGGGGCACAGUGAGCAGUACUUUCGGAACGACGAGUAUGAUAGCUUCAUGUGGGAGGACAUUAGUGUUACGGUCGAGACGCGCCGUCCGAAGCAGAAGAAGACAAUCCUGUCCGACGUUAGCGGCAUAGUCAAGAAAGGCGAGCUUCUCGCUCUGAUGGGCCCGUCUGGAUCCGGGAAAUCUACACUACUCAACGCAUUGGCUCAGCGAACCCCACCGAACCGCUCCGUCACGGGCAUCAGUUACAUCAACGGCUGCAAAGUGGACGAGCAGCUCCUCCGCAGCAGGGCCGCAUACGUGGAUCAGGAGGAUACUUUGACAGGCUCACUCACCGUGCGAGAGACCUUGGAAUUCGCCGCUCGGAUCUCGCUCCCCUCGUCCGUGGACGAAUCCGAGCGCCUCAUGCGUGUGGACACUCUCCUGCGGCGCUUCGGCCUGAUGGACCUCGCAGAUAAUAAGAUUGGCACCCCGAUCAAGAAGGGAAUUUCCGGAGGGCAGAAGCGGCGCUUGAGUGUCGCAUCCCAGCUCGUCACCGCGCCGCGUAUCCUCUUCCUCGACGAGCCGACUUCCAGCCUUGACGCUUUGACUGCAUGGGAAGUCUUGUACUAUCUGAAGCAGGUUGCGGAGAAAUUUAACUUGAUCGUCAUUCUUUCGAUGCACCAACCGUCUACGCGAAUGUUCGAACUGUGCGACAAGUUGCUGCUGCUCACGGAAGGUGGGGUCGCAUAUAACGGUCCUGUCCGGAAGCUGCAGCUGUACUUCCAGGACAGCGGUUAUGAGAUCCCCAACGAUAUGACCAUGGCCGAGUGUGCGGUUCAUUCCAUCAACACGGACUUUGUGUCCGAGGUGCAGCGUCAUCGGCAGGCGGUGACCAAAGAGUGCUGGCAGAAGUCCGUGCAGUUGCAGAACCUCCGACGAGAAUUGACAGAGGAAAAAGCGAGCGGAGUCAUCGGGUUCAUCGCCUUGGAAGAUCGUUGGAGGAGCGACACGUUCGCAGUCUUGUCGGCGCUGAUCCAUCGGUCGUUCAUCAAGUCGUAUCGCGAUGUUGUCGCCUACGGCAUACGGUUUGCCAUGUACCUGGGACUGGCGGUGCUGAUGGGCACGGUGUGGCUACGCCUCGAGCCCACCCAGGGUAACGUCCAAUCGUUCGUCAACGCCAUCUUCUUCGGCGGCGCAUUCAUGUCCUUCAUGGCGGUCGCGUACAUACCAGCAUUUCUCGAGGAUCAUUCCGUCUUCCUGCGGGAGCGCGCCAGCGGGCUGUACGGUGCCGCCCCGUUCGUGGUCGCCAACUUCAUCGUCGGAGUGCCCUACCUGUUCCUGAUCAGCCUCUUGUUCUCCCUCGUGGUGUACUGGAUGUCGAACUUCAGACCGGGCGCCGCAGCCUUUUUCACGUGGACCAUGUGGCUGUUCCUGGACCUGCUCGCGGCGGAGUCGCUGGUCGUGCUGGUCAGCUCGUUGAUGCCGAUCUUCGUGGUGGCCCUGGCAGGGACAGCGUUCGCCAACGGACUCUGGAUGUGCGUCGGGGGGUUCUUGGUGCCGCCCCAGACACUGAAUCCUUUCUGGCGGUAUCUGUUCCACUACAUCGACUAUCAGUCCUAUGUCUUCCAGGGUAUGAUGAUCAACGAGUUCAAGAGCCGCAACUACACCUGCCCGGGCACUCCGGACGGCGGUUGUGACUGCAUCUAUGGAGGCAAUUCUGGUACGGAGUGCGAAAUGGAAGGAGCGGCGGUCUUGGGCACGUAUGGGUUCUCAUCUACGACGGCCGACCGGUCCGUCUGGAUCAUGAUUGCGAUUAUUGCGGGCUAUCGAGGGUUCUGCUAUUUGGCGUUGCGCAUGCGAGCGCACUGA